AUGCUCGCUUCCACAUCCACCAACCCGGCCAUCCAGGCCUAUAAGGUCUACCACCUCUCCCAGACCAAGCUUGACCGGGAGUGCCGUCGACAAACCCCGGAUCUCCAUCGCAUCGUCCUGCAUGCCUCCAUCGUCGACAAUGUUCGUCGAUGGUCGCGUGACUUGGCCACCCCUUCUGAGGCGGUGGUGAUCGAGUCCGAGUCCGAUACAGACAGCGAUCCCUUCGAAGACUCGGCCUCCGAUGAGGAAGAAUACGAGGACGCCAUGUCUGCCGACCAGGUUGCCAUCUUUGACUGCGAGGUUGACGACGACAUGACGAUUGAACAACAGUCCCACACCAACGGCAAAGUCUACGCCGUACAGACUGGUGUCGUUCAGCAUGUGGAGGCCAAGGACGCCCAGUCCAACUCGGCGCCUGCCAGCCCCCGGAGACGAGCUCCUCCUCCACCGUCGGCUGCUAGCACGGCCUACGAACCCAACGACCAGAGCUGGAAGCAGAACCGACCGGUCACAGUGCGGGAAACGGCCAUUGAAGUCGACGGUGACGACUAG
Fonsecaea erecta is the source of this 552-nucleotide messenger RNA. RefSeq lists its product as hypothetical. The record is from RefSeq and is a predicted model, not a curated record. Bases 1 to 552 code for a protein of 183 amino acids. The transcript has a single exon. Lineage: Eukaryota; Fungi; Ascomycota; Eurotiomycetes; Chaetothyriales; Herpotrichiellaceae.